AGACCUACAUGGAUUACAGACUGGAGAAAGGAGACGACAUUGGACCUGCCCUUCGGGAAGCAAUCGAGAAAUCGAAGAUUGCAGUAGUCAUUUUCUCAGAAGACUAUGCUUCUUCCACAUGGUGUUUGAAAGAACUUACGCAUAUACUAGGAUGCAAGGAAAGAUAUGGACAGAUUGUUAUACCCAUUUUUUAUGGCAUAGAUCCAUCACAUGUACGAAAACAGGGAAGUAAUGGACUUGCAGGUCGUCAACUUAAGAAACGUUUUAAAGACAGUAGGGAUGAGGUGGUCAACUGGAGGGCUGCUUUGAAGGAAGCAGCCAAUAUGUCUGGGUUUCAUUAUUCAAGGAAAACAGGGACAGAAGCCGAUUUUGUUGAGGAAGUUGUCCGAGAUGUUUUGACCAAAUUGAAUCGUGAAUCGUCAAGUGAUUCAAGGGGUCUGGUUGGAAUUGAAAAGAAAAUUGAGUUCAUAGAGUCGUUAUUAUGGUUAGAUUCACCAGGUGUUUGCUGUGUAGGUAUUUGGGGCAUGGGCGGUAUUGGCAAGACCACCCUUGCUGAUGCUGUAUUUCACCGACUCUCUUCUGAAUUUGAAGCUUCGUGUUUUCUUACAAAUGUGAGGGAGAACUCAGAAGAAAGAGAUGGAAUAUACCACUUGCGUAAUAAACUUCUUUGUGAGAUAUUAAAGGAAAAAGAUCUAAAUAUCCAAACUCCGUCUAUACCGCCUAUUAUUCGACGUAGGCUCAGUUGUACGAAGGCGCUCAUUGUUCUUGAUGAUGUGAGUGCUUCAAGCCAACUAGAAGUUCUUGUUGGUGACCAUGAUCGGUUUCGCAACGGAAGUGUAAUCAUUAUAACUGCUAGAGACAGGGGCCUACUUGAGGAAAAAGUUGAUAGGAUAUACGAGGUUGAGGGAUUAAGAUUCAAUGAAGCUCUUCAGCUCUUCCAUUGGCAUGCAUUCAAAAAUAAGUCUCCAACAAUGGAUUAUACCGAGUUGUCAAAAGAGGUGGCAAAAUAUGUUAAAGGCAUUCCAUUAGCUCUUAAAGUUAUGGGGUCCUCAUUCCUUCGUUGUAAGAGCAAACAAGAUUGGGAAGAUCAAUGGAACAAAUUGAAACGAUUUCCAAGCGAAGGAAUCAAAAAAGUGUUGAGACUAAGUUACGACGGAUUAGAAGAAAAUGAGAAGGAGAUAUUUCUUGAUAUAGCAUGUUUUCAUAAAGGCGAUAACAUGAAUGAUGUAAAAGUGUUACUAGAUAGUCGUGGUUUCUGUGGGGAAGUCGGAAUCAAAGUUCUCAUUGAUAGGUCUCUCAUAUCAAUUUCAAAACGCAAUUCCAUAGAGAUGCAUGAUUUGGUGCAAGAAAUGGGUAGGGCAAUUGUUCGCAAACAAUGUAUUGAAGAACCCGGAAGACGCAGUAGGUUGUUCAGUGCAGAGGAUGUCUAUCAAAUAUUGACAAAUAACCAGAUAACUGCAACUGUUCCAGCCAUAUCCUUUAACUGGUCUAAGAUUGAAAAGCUAAACUUGAAUCAUGCAAACUUCGAAAAGAUGUGUCAACUGAGAUGGCUACGUGUCGGGCAUUCUAAGUUUUCCGAGAGGAGCACAGUAAUGGAUUCUCUUGAUCUUCCCAAUUCUCUUAGUUAUCUUCACUGGCACGAAUAUCCUUUGAAAUCUUUGCCAUCAAAAUUUUCUCCUGUAAAUCUUGUUGAGCUUCAUCUGCCGUCCAGCCAAGUUGGGGCGCAACUUUGGACUGAAGAACAGAAUCUUAUCAACUUAAAAGUGAUCAGUCUUUGUUGCUCCUUUCAUCUAACUGAAGUUCCAAAUCUCUCUCGGAGUCUAAAAAUUGAGCGUAUAGAUCUGGGUUGCUGUUUAAGUUUGGUUGAAAUUCCUUCGUACUUUCAAGAUCUUGACAAUCUUACUUAUCUUGGACUUGGGCAAUGCAUAAAUAUCAAGACUCUUCCAGAGAUGCCACGCAAUGUUAAAUUCUUAGAUUUAUCUGAUACAUCAAUAAAGGAAUUGCCUUCAUCAGUUUGGUCUCACAAAAAAAUUUCUGACUUUAAUAUUAGUUACUGUAGAGACCUUGAGAAGCUUCCAAGCAGCAGUUGUAACCUGAAUGUCUCCGGUACUUUUAGUCUACACGGCUGCCAAUCUCUUUGCGAGUUUUCAGAGCUUCCCAGGUAUACAAGAGUGCUAGAUUUGAGUGAGACAGCAAUAAAAGUAUUGCCCUCAUCAAUCGAGUGCCUCUUUGGUCUCACUGAAAUUAAUCUGUCCUCUUGCAAAAGCCUUGUGAGUCUGCCAACAAACAUUUGCAAGUUGAAAUCUCUUGAGAGACUUAAUCUCAGUUUUUGCUCUAAAUUUCAGUACUUCCCAGAAGUCUUGGAGCCUAUGGAACAUCUGAAGCUUCUUAUUUUAUCAUGUACAUCAAUUAAGGAGCUACCCUCAUCGAUUGGAAACCUAAUUAGGCUUCAAGGAUUAGAUCUCCAUGAGUGUAAGAAGCUUGAGGUUGUCCCGAACGUCAUCUACAAUUUAAGCACUCUUAAUUUUCUCAAUUUUGAUGGCUGUUCGAAAUUGAAGAAAUUGCCUCCCGUCUCAGUAGACUCAGUCGGAUUGCUUUCUUUGGAAGAUCUAUACCUCAGGAAGUGCAGUAUACUAGAAAUCCCUGAUGGCCUCGUUUGCUUAACCUCAUUACGAGGGUUAAAUAUGAGAGAGACCAAAAUUAAGAGCAUACCUGCAAGCAUCAAACAAGCUGCUCAGCUGUCUCGCCUACGCCUAAUCGAUUGCAAGAGCGUAGAAUCUUUACCAGAGCUUCCCCCAUUUCUGCAACGUCUUGAAGCACAAGGUUGCACGUCACUGAAGACAGUCUCAUCAAGUUCAAGCACUGCACUCGCACAACGUUGGGACGAAUAUAUAUUUUUUCCAGGGCGUCAUGAGAUACAUAAUUUUUCUAGUUGCCCAAAGUUGGAUCAGAAUUCACGAAGCAAUAUAAUGGCUAAUGCACAGCUCAGUAUUAUGCGAAUGGCAACUGCAUCUUCAAAGUAUAAAGAAGAACAAAUUGAAUUAGCGUCACAUUAUUUUGAAGAUUUAGAUGAUUCCUAUAAUGAUACUGAUUCAGAUGAUAAAUUUGAUCGAGAGGAUAUGAUUCAGGAAUAUUUUGGCAGAUCUUCAGUUUUCAUUACAUGUUCGGGGUAUGAAAUUCCAAAUUGGUUCAGCCAUCAAAGUGAGGGAUCUUCAAUAAAGAUUGAGCUUCGUCCUGAUUGGUUUAGCACAGAUUUCUUGGGUUUCGCUCUAUCUCUUGUUAUUGCAUUGAACACCGAAGAUGCUAAAUGCGAAAUGGAGUUUGGGUGCAGGUACAACUUCAAAACAAGUAAUGGUGAAAGCAAUGAAAUCAACCAUUCUUUGUAUAAUCCGUGUUCGCAUGGAAGCACUUUAGAAGAUUCCCAUGAGGUGCUUGUGUGGUGGUAUGACAUCUUUGAAGUUGCAGAGGGUGCUCAAAGACCCACUGCGUUUUACAAACUUGUUACUGAGGCCUCUUUUGAAUUCUACUACAUACAAGAGUUUAACUCUGAAGAAGAUGAGGUUUUCGAAGAAUUCUGUUCAGAUUACAAGGUGGAAAAGUGUGGGAUUUGUCCGUUGUAUGCCCGAGAUGUUGAGAUUAUUAAGCAAAGAAUUUGUAGCUCAAGUGGUUAGGAACAUUUAUCUCACUUUAGGAUCUACCCGUGCAAGAUAAUUUUAUUGGAGUGUUGCAAGCCUUGUCUUGUCCGGCU
Molecule: messenger RNA, 3748 nt
Organism: Prunus dulcis (almond)
Lineage: Eukaryota; Viridiplantae; Streptophyta; Magnoliopsida; Rosales; Rosaceae
Product: disease resistance-like protein DSC1
Exons: 5
Coding region: 9-3671 (1220 amino acids)
Biological process (GO): signal transduction; defense response
Molecular function (GO): ADP binding
Source: RefSeq, a predicted model, not a curated record